AAAGUAUCAAUGACAGGUAAUCGAUAUCUUAUUUUAUUUGAUCUCACUUUAUAUUCUAUAUUUUCAUCAAUACUUGUCAACUUAUUUGCAGGUGCUGCGGAAGAAGCGGCAAUUGCCUGGGAUUUGAGACUCCCUCCAAGGCUUUUUGCCACUGACCGUUACCCCGACGCUCGUCUGAAUAUUUACUCCAGACCCGAUAUACUCACAGUCAUAUGUGAUGUUCUUGAAGGUACCAAAGAAAUGGAAACCAUAUUGGACUCGUGUUUUGGUUCUCUAUUUAGUUUAAGGGUAAGUGAAUGCCCAAUUUCUUGCAAAUUAGUUCAUGCUCUGUUAUGUAGACAACUGCUAUCAAAACAAAAAUACGAAAUGUGGACGGUUUUUGGUGGACAGCCAUUAAGAUUCUCUUUAUUUGAGUUUGGUUCUGUAACUGGGUUGCCUUGUGGUGAAUUCCCCGAGGAGUAUGAUCCAGAUUUCUUCCCUAAACGUGUGAAUGGGGUGAACGAUUACUGGGAUGUGUUGAUUGGUAAAGAUAAGAAUGCUACAUUAGCUGAUGUAUCCGUUAAGUUCCAGGCAUUGAAAGGGAUUGAGGACCCUUUGAAACUGCCACUAGCUCUUCUGCUUAUUGUUGAUGGAGUCCUUAUAGCCAAUAAUCAGACUCAUCGGCCAACAUAUAAGUAUGUGAAGAUGUUGGAAAACAUUGACUCCUUCCUUUCUUUUCCAUGGGGGAGAGAAUCUUUCUUGAAGACUAUACAGGUAAUGAGGCCUGGAAGAAACAAACCGUCAAUGGCAGAAUCGAAGAGAAAAAGGUCACGCGCAGCGUCCAAGAUUGAAGAUCCCAUCCAACUUUUUACAAAUCAGAUGCAACAGCAAACUAUAGCUAUCUAUGGCUUUCCUUUGGGCCUGCAACUUCUUGCUUAUAGGAACAUAUCUGGUCUACUUGACAAGAUUCCUGGUUCUUCAGAUGAUAGAACCUUCUUGGAAUGGCAUUCAAUUGGUAUUCCCAAAAACAAUCUUUCCCUAAAUGAAGUUCAUCUCCUUGAACGUGAUCCUGAUGUAAGUUAUUUUAAACAUUUAUAUAGUUUUUAACUUUCAUG
Arabidopsis lyrata subsp. lyrata is the source of this 1094-nucleotide messenger RNA. RefSeq lists its product as uncharacterized. The record is from RefSeq and is a predicted model, not a curated record. The transcript has a single exon. The coding region runs from base 10 to 1086 and encodes 358 amino acids. Lineage: Eukaryota; Viridiplantae; Streptophyta; Magnoliopsida; Brassicales; Brassicaceae.